ACUUUACCAAAUUUCAGUAACAUUCGAACGUCUUACACAAGCAGAACAUCUUCUUGUUCUAACAGCUUCCGGAGGAGUUGGCCGCCUCUCUCUUCCAUCCUUCUCUGCAGCUGUGAUUCUGCAGCGCAACAACAGCUUCUUUCUUUCAGUAACCAUGGGGUGCAUUUAGAAGACGUCAAGAAACUGUUGGAUUCUGGAAUUGAAUUACCAGCAGUUGAUGCUAUGGAUGAGAAUCAUUGUUGUCCGUUGAAAGAUCAAGAACUGAAGGCUGAUGUAUUCUGUGGGAGCACAGAAGAGGAUGGGUUUGUGCAUUCAGAUCCAAGAUCCUCUGUUGAUCAAACCCUAGCUGCCAAAGGAGAGAGUGAAGUUAUAAAGGACAAGAAGGUUUCAAAGUUUCAAGUUGAAAUUUUGGGUGAAAGUAUGUGUUUUCAGAAAGAUGAAAAGUUGAAUGCUGUGUCUGUGGGUGGGAGCACAGAAAAUGAUGGUGUUGUACGUAUUAAUAUGUAUUCAUCUGCCGAGCAGACCGAACUUGGCACUGAAGUGGAAUCAGCCAUUAAUGAUGAAGGGAAUUCUAAUUCCAAGCUUGAUGUUCCAGGGAAUGAUGCUGUAUGUGGUAGCCUGUAUCCUCACACAACCAAGCUUAACGUUGGCAUAGUUGACGGGAGCACAGAUACAGAGCACGUGGAUCCUGAUUCCAGAAAAGACAUAUCAAGUUCCAAAGUUGAAGUUUUGGUGAGUCAUGUAUUGUAUGGGGAUGCAUCUUUUGCAGAAAAGGAUGGGUUUGCGUGUUCAGAUCCAAGAUCCUUUGUUGAUCAAACCCUAGCUGCCGAAGGAGAGAGUGAAGUUAUAAAGGAUGAGAAUAUUUCUAAGUCACAAGUUGAAGUUUUGGGUGAGGGUAUGUGUUCUCAGAAAGAUGAAAAGUUGAAUGUUGUGUCUGUGAGUGAGAGCACAGAAAAUAAUGGCAUUGUUCAUACUAACAUCUAUUCCUCUGCUGUGCAGACUGAACUUGGCAUUCAAGAGGAAUCAUCCUUUACUAGUGAUGAAGGGACUUCUAAUUCCAAGGUUGAUGUUCUGGGGAAUGGUGCUGAAUGUGGUAGCCUGCAUCAUCACAACCCUCAGCUUAAGGUUGGCAUAGUGGAUAGGAGCACAGAUAAAGAUCACAUGGAUCUUGAUUCCAGCAAAGACACAUCAAAUCCCAAAGUUUUGUUGAGUCAUGUAUUGGAUGGGAAUGCAUCUUUUGCAGAAAAAGAUUGUUAUGAUCAAUUGUUGAAGGUUAAAACAGUGAAUGGAAACACAAAUAAUGAUGACAUUACAGAUGUAGGUCCUCCUUUAGUUGAAUCUUGCAAAACUGAGCUUGAAGUUGACACAGCAGAUGGGAGCAUUGACAAAAAUCAGUUUGCAUGUUUGAGUCUUGAUUCCAGUGAAGAAAUACCUGAUCCUAAAGUUAAAGAUUUGGGGUCCCAUGCUUUGGACAGCAAUUUAUCUUCUCCAGAAAAAGACUUACUGUUGAAGAUUGAGACAGCGUCUGGGAGCCCAAAAAAAGAUGACAUUUUACAUGGAGACCCUUCUUUAGUUGCCGACUGUCUUUUUAUUGGGGAUUGCACUGCACCUGUUCUUGGUAAAAAUGUGGACAUCAUUGAACAGAAUGUGUCUAUGCAAGAUGAGAACCAAGAGACAAUUGUCCCACUAGCUCAACAAUUUACUGUUGGGGUAGAUGGGGAUAAGAGCAAGAAUCCCCUUACUGUUGAGGAGACAUCAAACCAUGGGGCUUGUGUUUCAGAAAUUUUAGACUUAGCUGCUGACAUCAUUGUUGGUCCUCAAGCUGAGCUUGAUUCUGCUGCUUUUUGUAGUGGGGGUGACUCUAGUGUUACUGGCUGUAUCAACCCUUUGCCAGAUGGAAAUCAAGAUUUGGAAGUUCAAAUGGUAGGCAAUCAAAUUCAUCUCGCAGAUGGGGAGCAAGCGAAGGAUGCUCCUAUGUCUAAAGUAGUAACAUUUCAUGAAGUGGACAACCGGGUUGUGAAUGCAAAGAGUGAAUCCAACAACUCUGAUGGAAAUAGUAUUGGGGGUAAUUUUGUUCCUGAAUCCGGUCUUUCACAUUUUAAAGAUGAUGAAUCUAUGGCUCAUUCAGGGAAAUGUGAUGACUGUAGUUUGCAAGAUGAGGUUGUCAAUGAAAAGAUUUCUCCACCUCAUGAAUGCAACCAUGAAGGCGCUAAGAUUCAGGGAAUGGGAAGCACAGAGGAAUUUCCAGUGCUGGGUUUCUUGGACAAGAGCCGGUCUUUUACUCCUUCCCAGGUUGGUUCAAGUGUAGGACAAGAAGCUGUAGUUGAUGAGCAAGUCAUUGAUGCUGAAGGAUUUGAUUUAGAAGAAAAGCAUGAAAUACAAGCUCAAGAACAGCCUACUGGUUUUGAGCAUAUGAAAAGCAUUGAGGAGGAAGUUGUAAAACGGGUAACUAUGAAGCUUGGAAUCUCUGCUAAAGUGCAUGAGGCUAUUGAUGAGCUGCGCUUGGAGCCUGAAGGUGAGUUUUCUGUGUCUGAUUUAGUGUGGGGGAAGGUAAGGAGCCAUCCUUGGUGGCCAGGACAGAUAUUUGAUCCUUCAGAUUCUUCAGAAAAGGCAAUAAAAUAUCAUAAGAAGGAUUGCUAUUUGGUAGCAUAUUUUGGGGAUCGAACAUUUGCAUGGAAUGAAGCAUCUCUGUUAAAGUCGUUCCGUAUGCAUUUCUCUCAGAUAGAGAAGCAGAACAGUUCAGAAACAUUUCAUAAUGCUGUCAAUUGUGCUUUGGUGGAGGUUUCUAGACGGGUAGAGUCAGGGUUUGCUUGCUCUUGUAUUCCUAAAGAAGCCUAUGACGGAAUCAAGUAUCAGAUUGUUGAAAAUAUAGGGAUUCGACAAGAAUCAAGUAGAAGAGAUGGUGUCGACAAAUCUGCUGGCGUGGACUCCUUUGAGCCUGCUAAACUUCUGGAGUAUAUACAUGCAUUAGCACAGUUCCCUUCUGGUGGGAUUGACCGACUGGAGCUCGUGAUAGCCAAGGCACAAUUGUUAGCCUUCAAUCGUUUAAAGGGUUAUAGCCAGCUCCCUGAAUUCCAGUUAUGUGGUGCUUCAUUGGAAAUUGAUGCAGAUAUGCCACUGCCCGAGGGAAAAAGGCACUCAAGUGAUGUGAAUGGGCAUUCAUCUCCUCUUUCUGUGGAUGAUGUCCUUGUUUCUGCUGGCAAGGGAAAGUUAAAAAGUCAAAACAGCUCAUCUUGUAAGCGCAAGUACAAUUUGAAGGAUAGUAUGUAUCUUAGGAAAAAAGAAAGAAGUUUGGUAGAGUUAAUGUGUAGGACUCCAUAUUCUCCAGAUCAUGAUGGGUCAGAUAGGAAAGCUUCCAGUAAGUUGGCUUCAUCAUCUUCUGGCAAGAAACGAAGGGCUGUUGAUUCCUUGGCUGAUGACUCAAUUAUGCAUGAUAGAAGAAAAAGUAUUACGUUGGCCAAAGUUUCCAUGACCACUCCACCAAGUCCCAGUCAAUCCUUUAAGGUUGGUGAAUGCGUCAGUAGAGUUGCUAGUCAACUAACUAGGUCUCCCUCCAUCCUUAAGUGCACCAGUGAAAGACUCCAGAAUGUAGAUGGAUGCAGUGACAACAGUUUUGGGGUUGAUUUUGAUGCUUCCAUUCAGAUUUCUGAUGAGAGAGGAAAGAUGAUUGUUCCAAUAGAAUACUCAUCCCUUGAUGAGAUGCUAUUACAACUUCACUUGGCUGCACAAGAUCCCCUGAAUGGAUAUGGUUUCUUGAAUCUCAAUAUCAGUUUCUUUUUUAACUAUAGAAAUUCUAUUAUCACUUCUGGAAGGGAAAAUCUAUCCAUGGACAAGCCAUCUGGUGGUAGAAAGAAAAGAUCGUCACAUUUUUUUGUUGGGUCUCCCAAACCAUUUGAAUUUGAGGAUAUGAGUGAUUCUUAUGGGAAAGAGAGAAUUAUUAAAAAUAGUUCUGAAGUGCGACCAUCACGCAGGGGUCGGAAGAGAAAGACAGAAUAUCAGCUUGUGUGUGUUGAAAGACAAGAUUCCCUUUUGUCUGGAAACUAUGGAAUGGCAGCAGAGAAAUCAACUAACUAUGAUGAUGAGAGGAAACAGGAUCUUUCACCAACAGAACUUAUACUGAACUUUGCUGAGGUGAAAUCUGUUCCUUCUGAGACAAAUUUAAACAAAAUGUUUAGGCGCUUUGGGCCUUUGAGGGAAUCCGAAACAGAAGUUGAUAGGCUGACCAGCCGUGCCAGAGUGAUAUUUAAAAGGUGUUCUGAUGCAGAAGUUGCCUUCAAUAGUUCCGGAAAGUUCAACAUUUUUGGACCAACGGUUGUUAAUUACCAGCUUUGCUAUUCUCCAUCAGUAUCAUUUAAAUCUCUGCCUGUUGCAAUCACAGAAUGCAGCAAGGAUGAGACUUUGAUGUCUCGGCACUUCUAAUAUUCCUAUUUGCAAGUCUUGUGUAAGUUUUUUGCGUGUAGACUGAUUUUCAUUUCAAUCAAACUUACAUUUUUAAGCUA
This is a messenger RNA of Malania oleifera, 4499 nucleotides long. RefSeq lists its product as uncharacterized. Lineage: Eukaryota; Viridiplantae; Streptophyta; Magnoliopsida; Santalales; Ximeniaceae. The record is from RefSeq and is a predicted model, not a curated record. Bases 223 to 4419 code for a protein of 1398 amino acids. The transcript is spliced from 2 exons.